GACCUUUAUAUCACUAAUCCGGCUCUGAUAUCAAUAUCAAAACGGGGAAGCAAAUCGUGCAAAGUAUUCGAUAUACAUGAUAUAGAGGUAACAUAGUAAUACAAUAAUCAUUUAGAAUUCAUCAAAAUAUUAUGGACGACGAGCUCGAAGAUCUAAUUUUAUAUCAGACUUAUAUAUCACAUAUGAAGCUUGUGUCCAAGUUUGCUGUGAGCAUUCCCGCUGGAUUAAAUGCUGGAAUUUGCAAUCCUUUAAGUUACCUCUAUAGAAAUAUGCGAAUCUAUUUGAAACCAGAAGUACUUGUUUGUGGUAUAAUUCUGGCAAUAAUUUUGUUUUAUAUACAAGCUUUGGAUAUCUGGGCUAAAGGAGUUCUAGGAAAAAUUCAAUACACUCUGGGACGUACCACCAAGGCGUCCAAGCUGAAAUUCUUAGUUAAUGAUUCAGUGGAUAAUGCGGUAAAACUUAGUUGGGAAUUAAAACAAAAUCAUAUUGCAGCAUAUGCUGUGCAAGGACACAGAGCUCGGAUGGAAGAUCGUUUUGUGGUGAAUGAAGACAUAAAUAAUACUGGAGUUUCUUUGUUUGCAGUGUUCGAUGGCCAUGGUGGGGAGUUUGCAGCCAACUAUGCUCGUGAUAAACUCAUCUCCAAUAUUAACAAAAAGAUUAUUGAAUUGAAAAAUAUGCUGGCUGGCAACACGCUUAUUUAUCAUGAUCAGCCGAGUGUGAAUAAACCAGAAGAAAAGAAAAGCGACAAUAAGACCGAUGAAAAAUUGUCGGAACGAAGAAAAUCUUUUCGUAAAGUUGCGAGUACUUCUUUGACGGAUGAUUGCAUGAAAGAAGCUAUCGAAGUGACUGAUUCAGAAUUACUCAACAAAUUGCAGAACAUAACACCGAUUACAAGAAAGGCUAGACCAUGCAAGCAAAAUGAGGAGGAACCCAAAGUGGACUUGAUGAAAUAUCUUGAAGGAAACAAAAUUAAUUAUGGCAAGCUUUUAACAGAUGAAGUUCUAACAGUUGAUCGAUUAUUGGUGGAAGCUGCUAAGAAAUAUAUGGAUGUUGCUGGUACAACUGCAUUGAUUGCACUUUUGGAAGAUAACAAGUUAAUUAUAGCAAAUGUUGGAGAUUCUAGAGGAGUGAUGUGCGAUGGAAAAGGCAAUGCAAUUCCUUUAUCUUUCGACCACAAACCUCAACAAGAAAGA
This is a messenger RNA of Nylanderia fulva, 1193 nucleotides long. The record is from RefSeq and is a predicted model, not a curated record. NCBI's taxonomy places the organism in Eukaryota, Metazoa, Arthropoda, Insecta, Hymenoptera, Formicidae.